GAAUAAUAUUGCACAAUAUUUUACAAGAAAGUAAAAAUGACGUACAAAGAGAUCAUAUAGGGUUUUUUAUUGCUUAAAAAUUACGUACAUAUUCUAUUGGUUAUAUCAGUCGAUCGAAGUCUGUCCGUGAGUACAGUUCAAUUGUAACGAAAUGUUUGGUUGUUGUUGGUGUUGUUCAGCUUUGCGUCCACGAUAUAAAAGACUUGUCGAUAAUAUUUUUCCAGUAAAUCCUCAAGAUGGCUUAGUAAAAAAUAACAUGGAAAAACUGACCUUUUAUUCAUUAAGCAGUCCAGAAAAACUAGACAGAAUUGGAGAAUAUUUAUUUCAAAGAGCUUCCAGAGAUAUUUACAGGAGAAGAAAUGGAUUUGUGGUCAUUGCAAUGGAAGCAAUGGAUCAGCUUUUAGUAGCAUGUCAUGCUCAAACUUUAAAUUUAUUUGUUGAAAGUUUUUUAAAAAUGAUACAGAAAUUAUUGGAAUCUACAGAUCCACAAUUACAAAUAUUAGCAACACAAUCUUUUGUCCGGUUUGCCAACAUCGAGCAAGAUACGCCGUCUUAUCACACACGUUACGAUUUCUUUGUAUCAAAAUACUCUGCAAUGUGCCACUCAAACCACAAUGACCCUGCAAUUCGCAAACAGAUAAGACUUGCUGGAAUUCAGGGAUUACAAGGUGUCGUAAGAAAAACACUUUCUGAUGAUCUGGUAGAAAAUAUUUGGGAACCUGUACAUAUGGAUAAAAUUGUUCCAUCAUUAUUAUAUAAUAUGCAGAAUUCAAGAUAUUCUAGUAAAGAAGAUACAAUGCAAAAUAAUCCCACAGAACAAUCUGAUCCACCACAAUUUGCAGAAACUUGUAUGCGAGAAUUAGUUGGACGAGCAUCAUUUGGUCAUAUUAGAUGUGUUAUUAGACCUGUUCUAAGACACUUAGAUAAUCAUCAAUUAUGGGUUCCUAAUUAUUUUGCAAUUCAUACUUUUAGAAUUAUUAUGUUUUCAAUUCAGUCACAAUAUUCUUAUACAGUUGUGGAAGCAUUGAUGACUCAUCUUGAUGAUCAUUCGAAAUCGUCUCCCAAAAUUCGAACAAGUAUAGCUGAUACUUUAUCUAAAAUUAUUUCAAUUGCAGCUGGUGAAAGUGUUGGUCCUUCUGUUUUGGAAAUAAUAAAUUCUCUACUAUCUCAUCUUAGAGUUAGUGUAACAAGAAAUCAAUCUUCAAGUAAUGAUGAACAAUUAUAUCAAGAGGCACUUAUUAAUGCCCUUGGAGAAUUUGCAAAUCAUCUUCCAGAUUACCAAAAAAUAGAAAUUAUGAUGUUUAUAAUGAGUAAAGUUCCAUAUAGUCAACCAGAUCGUAUAGUUUCAGUUGGUAAAGGAGAUGUAUUACUUCAAAGUAUUCUUCUAAAAUCUCUUUUAAAAGUUGGCACAAAAUAUCAAACUAUACAUUUAAAUACAACAUUUCCACCAAGUUUUUUGGAGCCAUUAUUAAGAAUGUCAUUGGCAGCAGAUGCUGAAAUGCGACUUUUAGUACAAAAAAUCUUUCAUACUUUAAUCGAUAGGCAUCAAAAUAUUACAAAACUCGCAAAACCUACGGUAAAUGUUGCACAACUUGAUCUUACCAUUGAAAAAGCAUCCAGGCCAGACGUGAUCUUUAUUCGUAAACAUGGCCCUGAAAUCUAUUUAGCAUUAUACGAAUCAUUAGAAUUGGCAAGUAACAAAGUUGAAAACGUGGAAUCUAUAUAUACAACAUUGGCAUUACUUGCCGUAGAAUUGGCUUCAGAAGAAACAGUAUUAGAAUUACUAAGAUUAGUACUGAGUCUUCAGGAUUUAUCUUUAACAAGUGGCCAAAUCAGUAUUUCGUUGAAAUUUAAUUUGCACGCUAUUGUCAUAAGUUUGCUUGUAUUAAUAUCUUAUGUUUGUAAUAUUACUUCACUUAUGGAUUACGCAAAUAAAAUUAUAGAAAUGCGAAAGGAAGCAUCUCAUCUUUUACCUGAUUUACAAUCUCAGUAUGAUAUUGGCUUAUCUUCUAGAUUAUCACCCGUUCUAUUAGUCGAUCAAACCGUUUUAAGUGAAUGUUUAAAAGGAGCUGGUCUUGACAGCGGAAAAUUGCAACAAGGAUCUGGUUAUAAUAGUAUUUCAUUACAACAUCGGCAUUCAUGGGUCGAUAGCGGAAGAAAUUCAUUAGGCGAUAUUAAUUCUGGUGCCGCGGAAUUAGAUAGUGGUGGUUCAUCUCCUGGUGUUCAAAAAAAAUUGCCAGGAGAAGAGUUAACUUUUGAAAGUAUGAAACGAAUUCUAACUGAAAAUAACAAUAAUCAUGUAAUGGAAGAAGAAAAACGAUUACAGUUAUCGCAUUUUUUUAGAAACGCACCAUUUCAAGAUUUGGUAUCAAAAACACAACCAAAGCAUGAUGUUUUACAAAGUAAACUAUCAGAAAUAUUUAACACAUUAUCUGUUGAUCCACGAAAUUCAAAUCAACCAGGACCACCAACAGAUACGAAACCAAAUCAAGCUCCAGCUUAUGAAAUACAUUUCCCAGAGUUGUUUGUUUAUUAAAAUAAUUUUUCUUUAUUAUGAUAUUUUUAUUAAGUUGGACUUUAUA
Messenger RNA from Apis florea (little honeybee), 2582 nucleotides. RefSeq names its product Protein EFR3 homolog stmA (gene stmA). Gene Ontology annotation, cellular component: plasma membrane. Gene Ontology annotation, biological process: protein localization to plasma membrane. Lineage: Eukaryota; Metazoa; Arthropoda; Insecta; Hymenoptera; Apidae. The record is from RefSeq and is a predicted model, not a curated record.